Molecule: messenger RNA, 1341 nt
Organism: Fusarium graminearum PH-1
Lineage: Eukaryota; Fungi; Ascomycota; Sordariomycetes; Hypocreales; Nectriaceae
Exons: 1
Coding region: 58-1341 (427 amino acids)
Biological process (GO): siderophore biosynthetic process
Source: RefSeq, a predicted model, not a curated record
CCCAUACCUUGAUACUAUUGCUUGAUAACAUCUAACAAGUAUCCUAGACCGAUCAAAAUGGCACCAGGACCUAUCGACGCUAUUCCCCCACGCAACCCGACGCCACCAAAAGAAGAAUGGCAAAGCUCUAAACAGACGUCCUUCAGACUCCCCGACGGAAAAACGAACAUCUGGAUUGCCGAUACCGAUGGUGACUAUCUUGUUGGGUCUGGCAACACCACCCUAGCAAGAUGGUCAACGGAUGAACGACAGACCAGAAUCUCCCCUCCUAUGAUCAACGAUGACAGAGCACAAUUCGGACCUGUUCUUGAGCUCGAAAUAUUCAACGCCGAUAUCGAUGACCCAAGCUCACCUUUCGCCUCACAUGGCGAGCAUGGUGACUUGGCUUUGACAUGGGCUUCUGUGUAUGCGCUAUGGGUUCAUCCCGAUCACCGAGAUGAAGACUUGAUAGCUAUCUCAAUCGACAGCCACAAAAUAGGCGAAUACAUCAGAAGCACGGGAUUGGGUGUUUUAUCUCCUUACUCCUCGACAUCUACACCCCGCGAGACUGUUUACUGGCUUUCGCACGAUACAUUCUGGCAAGGCGCUGGAGCACCAGACUCGCAACAUUGGCUUCAAUCACGACCCGAAGUGACAAACUUCCCUGGCUUCAAUGGCACAAUGGGUGUUUUCGCAAGUCAAUUGGGUUUCACACGUAAAGGAAACGUGUGCACAGUUCACCCUGUUCGACCUCCCAAGCCCAGACCCGGCACCGUCAUUUACUCUCGUUACAUCGUGGAUCUAGGCCAACAGCUCCAGAUCCGCCACAUUGACGCUUCAAACCCAGCGCACUUUGAAGCCUACAAGAGCUGGCAAAAUUCAGACCGCGUCAACAAAGCGUGGAAAGAGCGCGGCCCAGAUGAACAUCACCGCAAUUACCUCGCCAAUCAACUCGCCGAUCCGCAUUCCAUGUCGUGUGUCUUUGAGUGGGACGGCCAGCUAGCAGGCUAUACCGAGAUAGGAUGGGUGAUGGAGGACAAUGCGGCGUGCUUCUUCAGAUCGGUGUGCAACAUCACAGUGGGCGAGCACGAUCAGAACAGUCACAUCAUCGUCGGAGAGGAGCGUUUCCGAGGAGGGAAAAGGUACCAGGCUGUGGCGACGAGCAUCAAGCACUGUUGCUUCCUGCGGGACCCAAGGACAAAGCAAGUUAUUGCGGAGCCUGAAUACGAUCUAAACCAUGUUCAGAUUCAGGACAGGUUUUUGCCGCAGGAGAGGAAGAAGAGGUUCCAUCUGCCGCACAAGACGGCUAUGCUGUUUGCCCUGCAGCGUGAGCGAUUUUUCCAAGAGGCGCACUUUGUUUAG